AUGAAGAACCCAAGAGCAAAGGGGACAGCAACACCAUCAAGCGAUCAUUCGGAAAUAACGGAAGAAAAGAGAAGAAAGAGACUUACCUUUGAAGCCUAUUCUGUAAACGGAAGCCAAACGUCGUUGAACCGUCGUUUAAUCGAAGAAUUUCGACCACCAUGUACGGUGGUCGACGGUGGUGUCGACGCCGGAGUACGGCUGCCGGCCGGAAUUGGACUCCCUCCGAUGGAGGGUUUUAGAGAGAAGGGGAGUUCAAUAUGUAAGCAUGCUGCAUAUCCUGAUCUCGAUGCUUCUACUUCAUUCUUUGGUGUUUAUGACGGUCAUGGAGGUAAGGUGGUUGCCAAAAUCUGCGCCAAAUAUCUUCAUCAGCAAGUUCUCAAGAAUGAAGUGUUUGCUGCUGGGGACAUAGGAACAUCGGUUCAGAGAGCAUUUCUAAGAAUGGAUGAGGUGAUGUAUGGACAAAUAGGAUGGAGAGAAUUAGCCAUUUUGGGUGAUAAAUUCAACAAGUUUACUGGCAUGAUAGAAGGAUUGAUAUGGUCUCCUAGGAGUGGUAACAGUAGUGACCAAGUUGAUAAUUGGGCUUUUAAGGAAGGCCCUCACUCUGACUUUUCUGGACCAACAUCGGGGUGCACAGCCUGUGUUGCGGUUCUAAGAAACAAGCAGCUUGUUGUUGCAAAUGCUGGUGACUCACUUUGUGUAAUAUCUAGAAAUGGUCAGGCAUACAAUCUCUCUAGAGAUCACAAACCUGAUCUUGAGGUUGAGAAAGAAAGGAUUUUAAAGGCUGGUGGUUUUAUACAUGGAGGACGUGUCAAUGUCUGUUUGAAUCUUGCAAGGGCUAUAGGUGACAUUGAGUUCAAGCAGAAUAAGUUUUUACCUGCUGAAAAGCAAAUUGUAACUGCAAAUCCUGAUGUAAACACUGUUGAGCUUUGUGAUGACGAUGACUUCCUUGUGCUGGCAUGUGAUGGAAUUUGGGAUUGCAUGUCAAGUCAGAAGCUAGUAGAUUUUAUCCACGAACAACUACAUUCUGAAAGCAAACUCUCUACUGUUUGUGAGAGAGUACUUGACAAGUGCUUAGCACCAUCAACAGCCACCGGUGAGGGUUGCGACAAUAUGACCAUGGUCCUGGUGCAGUUCAAAAAACCAAUCAAGUCUGUUUCAUCUUCGAUGGAUGAUUCUAAAUCAUUCGAUACUGAAUCAAAGCAAGAAGGAAAUCAGGAAUAGUAGCUGCAACUGUUGUUGGAAUCUAAGAACCUGUUUGUUUUCUCGAAUAUUCUAACAUGCAUAGGCUUAGAGCAGGAACUGAAUUGAUGACAUAUUAAGAAAGAAAGCAUGUCCUUUUUGUUUCUUGUUUUGAAUCAUUAAAUGGGGAUAUUUGUAUUUCUUAAAAUAACACAAUGUGACAAUUUCAGUAAUAAGAUGUAGAGUUGGUAACAUAUUUCUUA
This is a messenger RNA of Hibiscus syriacus, 1442 nucleotides long. RefSeq names its product probable protein phosphatase 2C 60. Lineage: Eukaryota; Viridiplantae; Streptophyta; Magnoliopsida; Malvales; Malvaceae. The coding region runs from base 1 to 1221 and encodes 406 amino acids. Gene Ontology annotation, biological process: protein dephosphorylation. Gene Ontology annotation, molecular function: cation binding; protein serine/threonine phosphatase activity. The record is from RefSeq and is a predicted model, not a curated record. The transcript has 11 exons.